Molecule: messenger RNA, 367 nt
Organism: Dermatophagoides pteronyssinus (European house dust mite)
Lineage: Eukaryota; Metazoa; Arthropoda; Arachnida; Sarcoptiformes; Pyroglyphidae
Source: RefSeq, a predicted model, not a curated record
AAUGCUAUUUGUCAUUUUGAUCAAAUUGUAAUCUCACAUCCACAAACCAAAAAUGAAAUCCAUACAGAUUUUAUCGACAAUUUUCAUGAUGGCCAUCAUUUUGAUCGAUUCAAUUCAAUCGACACAAAAUGAUUGGGAACCAAUUCUUCGACCAAAUUUAAGGCUAACAGAAUUGGCAAGAUUAUAUGGAAUGCAUACGAAGGUUGUUAAUGGUUGUAUCCACAAUAAUGAGGAAUCUGAAUCGUAUUAUGUUGAUUUUUGUCAUGAACUAGAAUAUUAUUUGAAUUCAGGGAAUAAAUAUUCCGAUUUUAUGAAUUAUUGUAUGGAAGAAUGUCUGCAGUUGCAUUCUUCACAACGGCCGAAUUGA